This is a messenger RNA of Desarmillaria tabescens, 1329 nucleotides long. RefSeq lists its product as uncharacterized. The transcript has 7 exons. Bases 220 to 1254 code for a protein of 344 amino acids. The record is from RefSeq and is a predicted model, not a curated record. NCBI's taxonomy places the organism in Eukaryota, Fungi, Basidiomycota, Agaricomycetes, Agaricales, Physalacriaceae.
GGGAUACCGAGGCGACCACAUUGUCAGUUUGCCGCCCAUUGUUCUGGUUACCUGGCUAACCUUAUUGUUCUUUUGUCCCGGUAUAUAUAGGUUCUCUCUUAGAAAAUGCUUCCGUUUCAAUCCCCGGCGGGCACUAGACCUAGACGACUUAACGUCACUACCACAUUCUUUCCUCCUCACGAUUUCGAGUUCCACUGAGUGGCUUUACUUCUGACGAAUAUGCACAAUCCUUUUCUAAUCAUCAGAUUUGUAUUUUUCUCGAUGCUGAUUUAUUUCAGCCUACUCAUUCUCGUUUUUGCGGCCUGGAACGUACAUGCUACAAAUGCGCUGGAUGCAACGGUGUCUGGGUCCGCCGCAUUGAUGCUGUUUAAUAGCUGCGCUACACUCAUCCUCAUUGCUCUCGCUAUGGCGGAGAUAGCCUUUCCACACAUGAAAUUUGCGCACGUCAAAGCCGAGCUCCUUUGGACGACAGUGAUGAGCAUGUUCGACAUCAGCGCAUCCAUUAGUCUCAUUGCCAAUGGACCUGUGAUGACAUGUCAACUUACGGCCGACUGGUCAGUUUGCGCAUCUUCGACACUUCUCGUUCCGACGACAUGGCUGAAAAGCUUUCUUGUUCUUGCGUAUGUCUUCAGCCUCUUCGUGUCCGCGGUGACCCACUCGCAUGAACACUCGAGCAUCUGGAACAAGUCCGUUUACACUGUCCCUUGGUUCCGUUCCAGUAUUCCUGAGGCAUCGUCCGACGGAGGCUCCUCCCAUACGGUCGCUGCCAAACUGGGAUAUGGCAACGACUCUUGGAGCCAGUAUCUCGGUGACAUUGCUUCCACAGGAGAUCGCAAACGCAAGGUGGGCGAAAAGACGCACUGGGCCGAUAAGACCCAGAUUCGUCGGGGAGUGGACGAUCCGUUUGUAAAGCGCAGUGAUGGUUCCACCUCCGCGAACUCGUCGCAGAGAUCCAGCGUGGAGAUCAGUUCGCCUACCUUUCAAUCUCCCAGAACACCUCCGCUCCCCCCUAGAGCCGAGUCUAAACCACAAUCUAUCGGCUCCCGAUUUAUUGAACGAUUCCGCGAAUCUCGUGUUCUGGCUCGACCGGGUCAGUCGCAUUUCAGUAUGGAGUCUACCAUGACAUCUGGGGGUGCAUUUCCCCGCGACAUUGACGAUCAUGACAAGCCCAUACCACUUCCUCGGCUUUCGGAGUGGAUGAGAGCGGACGCUAAGAAAGGCAUCACCGUUCAUACAGUCCCCAUGUCUCCUUGACGGAGCUCCUGGUAUAUCUUGAUGACUUUAGACCACGAACAGUUACUGUCGGACUCUUGCCAUUUCACACAGACA